This is a messenger RNA of Bicyclus anynana (squinting bush brown), 1744 nucleotides long. It is a transcript of the gene BckdhA, whose product is annotated as 2-oxoisovalerate dehydrogenase subunit alpha, mitochondrial-like. Gene Ontology annotation, biological process: branched-chain amino acid catabolic process. The record is from RefSeq and is a predicted model, not a curated record. The coding region runs from base 475 to 1626 and encodes 383 amino acids. The transcript has 7 exons. Gene Ontology annotation, molecular function: oxidoreductase activity, acting on the aldehyde or oxo group of donors, disulfide as acceptor. NCBI's taxonomy places the organism in Eukaryota, Metazoa, Arthropoda, Insecta, Lepidoptera, Nymphalidae.
CGUGCUGUGAGUGGACGUGGACUUUAAAAAAUAUUUACGGUUUUUUUUAUUUUAAUCCCUUAAUUUAUGCCUUCGUGUUCAUUUUGGAAGUGUAAAAACACAAGCCACAACAUGAAUAAAGAGAAAUGUGUUACAAGUGAUGACGUACUUAAUGUGUGAAACCAAAGACAAUUCCGCGGCGCUUUGAGGCCCAUCUAACGAUCUACGGUUGAUGUUCUGGGCAACCACGAAGGAUGCGUUUAACACUUUUCUUUAAAUAAUUAUUGUGCUUGAGCAGAUGGUCACCUUUUUGAUUCCACUUACUUCCUACUGUCCUACUAAUAUUAUUCAUCUUAGUAAGUAGGUACAUAAUAAAAACUAAACACGUUGAAUAUACAAUUUAAGGUACUUUCUAAACAAGCAAUACCAGACAUAUCCCAAAAUGGCGGCAAACAUGCGGAUUUCCCCGGAGCCAAAGCGCCCUACGUAUCAAAAAUGAAAUUUCUAAACGAGCAAAGCUAUGAUCCUAUACCAAUAUAUCGUGUCAUCGAUAACAAAGGGCAGGUUAUAGAUAGAACAGAAGAGCCGAGGAUAGACAACGAGACACUCCUGAACAUGUACAAAACAAUGGUGCAGCUCAACCAAAUGGAUGAGAUAUUAAUUGAAUCUCAACAACAGGGUAGAAUAUCAAUGUAUUUGACCAAUUAUGGUGAAGAAGGGAUCCAAGUCGGUAGCGGAGCGGCUCUUUUGCCUCGAGACAUGAUCUUCGCCCAGUACCGCGAGCUAGGAGUGCUGCUGUACAGAGGAAUGACAGUCACGGAGAUCAUAAACCAGUGUUACGGAAACCACGAGGACCGCGACAAAGGGAGACAGAUUCCAAUGCAUUUUGGUAACAAGGAGAAAAAUAUUGUAACUGCGUCGAGUCCAUUGGCAACCCAGAUGCCGCAAGCCGUGGGCGCGGCGUACGCCUUCAAGCGCGCGCCCAACAACGAGCGCUGCGUCAUCUGCUACUUCGGCGACGGCGCCGCGUCCGAGGGAGACGCGCACGCCGCCUUCAACUUCGCGGCCACGCUCCAGUGCCCCGUCAUAUUGUUCUGUAGAAACAACGGCUACGCAGUCUGGACGCCCACAAACCAGCAAUACCGCGGGGACGGUAUAGCCGCGCGCGGCCUAGCGUUGGGACUCCACACCAUACGAGUUGAUGGGACCGACGCUCUGGCUGUGUACAGAGCCGUCGAAAGGGCCCGAGAGAUAGCGAUACAGAACAAACCAGUACUUAUCGAAGCUAUGUCAUAUAGGGUGGGACUACACUCAACAGCUGAUUUCAGCAAUAAUGCAUUUCGAUCUGUGGAGGAAAUACAAAAAUGGGCGCAAGAGGAAAAUCCUGUAGAGAAACUAAGACUGUACCUUGAAGGAAGAGGUCUAUGGAAUUCGGAUAUUGAAAAACAGUUCUUGAAAGAAGCACGAGAUAUAGUGUUAAGAACGAUACAAGAAGCGGAUCAAAAGAAAAAGGCACACUGGAAGGAAAUGCUACAAGAUGUAUACUAUGUUAUGCCUCAACAUUUGCAAAAACAAAUGAAUCAAAUGGAGAAACAUCUGGAGAAGUAUAAAGAACAUUAUCCUCUCGAUCAAUUUCAAAGCGAAUAAUAAUUGAAGUUUAUUAUUUUUAUAAUUAUUUAUAUUACCUAUGUAGGUACUUGUACUGUAAAAACAAUAAAACUUGUUCUUCAGGGUUUCUUAUAAUUAACACAUCUUCCGAGUUUAC